Messenger RNA from Protopolystoma xenopodis, 765 nucleotides. The record is from the annotation of a GenBank genome assembly. NCBI's taxonomy places the organism in Eukaryota, Metazoa, Platyhelminthes, Monogenea, Polystomatidea, Polystomatidae.
GGCAGACGACGCCUCGAGCGGCUUUCCUCCACACGGCCACACCGGACGCCCGACGUGUCUAAGGCCUCUUCCGGACGCAGUUAUGGCGAUCGGCUUGAGCCCUCACGCAAACUACAACACGAGCAACAACACGAACCGAAACAGAAACAGAAACUCGAACCUGCUGUUGCCAUGGCGACAACCGACCCGGACGGGGCACGGCCAACAGAGGAGGUACGAGCAGAUGACGCGGCCGAAUCUGGCGAGAGGGAGAGGGAGAGGGUGAGGGAGAAAAGCGAUCUGGCCUCAGACGAACUGACCUCUGAGGUGAAGAAAGCAGACGACUCCGGCUCCAACAUUUCUGCUCCCGCCUCGCUGCCCGUCCAUCCGCCGUCCGGCUCGACUACCCCCAGACGCACAGUUCGCCGUCGCCGGCGUCGACGCCUCGGCUCGUUCGUGCGCUCGUCCAGCAGCGAAGAGGCCCAGCUCGGCUCAUCUGCCCGGAGACGAGAGCCACAGCCGACGCGGCCCAUCGCUCGCUUCGCGCUUGCCUCCAGUCGCCGGCCAAAGCUUCUGCCGGGCCUGGAGCUCGUCGAGGAGCCGUUCGUCAGCUGCCUCCCGAUGACCCCGUCGGAGGCCAUCGCCAAGGCGGCUCUCGGCGUUCCCGCCAGCGUGAACCACGACAGUGACGCCUCCUCUUCCGGCUCCCUUGAGCUGGCCAAGGAUAUACUCUCCUCGUCGGCUUGGAAGGAGUUGAAGAUGUCCCGUUUCGUCUGCUAUAUCUAG